GGAUUAAUUGAUUGAUGAUUGACCUUUUUAAAAGUAAUCAAAAUCAUCUUAAAUGUACUAACUUGACAGGAAUUGAUUCAACUAAUUGGUUCUAAUUAGAACUAUAUAUCUAAGCGCAAGGAUAGCUUCAGCUGAUCAGCAGUAAGCAGGGACCAAACAAAACAUUGAGGCUGAGGAAGUAAUAUAAGAGCUGAUUUUCGCUCAAAUAACUCAAACUUUCGAGAUCAUCUGUAGCUGAAACUAUUUGUAUAACUUGAAUUAUAUAUCAGAGACCAACAUGGACGACUCUGUUAUUGUUAACCUUGAUUUUCAAGGGGAUGUAGACAGAAUUACACAAGUGUUGAAAAUUCCUUACAACACAACAUGGAUGGAUUUUGAGCUAAUGAUGAAGCUGAAACUUGACAUUGAUGACAUCACAAUAAAAUACCAGGACAAUGAUAAUGACUGGGUAACAAUCAGUAGCCAAGAAGAAAUAUUUGAAGCCUUCAGAAUGGCGAAGGCUUCUAAUGACACAAUCCGUAUGGAGAUCACAGAAAACAGCCAAGAACGUCGAAAUUCUGUGACCGCUACAAGCUUCCAGGAUCACAUCAUUAUUUGUGACCCUGGCAAUAAUACAGUUUCUAUGACAACAGUUAAACAUGAGAACAUAACUCCACCAUCAUCAUCCAAAGACAAUAUAGAAUCACCCACACAAACAGUUUGUGAUGUGACAGAUGCUGCUGUACCAACUGACACAAAGAGUGAUGAAGAUGGAGAUAUGGAGGUAACUCAAAGUGAUAAGACAGACAGACAGGUGACGAGUCCAUCACCAGUUACUGAUUUCAUUACUGUUGAAGUGCCAGGAAUGGAUGUGAUGUCAUCUAAAGAGGAAAAGCAAUUUGAAAGUGAAAUGAGAAUGUGCAACAAUGUUGAAACGGGAGAACAAUGCCGUAACCCAUCAUCUGCUCUUGUCCCCCCUACCCCACCUCCUGCCCCUCCAGUACAGAUACCUGCUCCCCCAACACAUAAAGUAACAUAUUCUCGUCAUGACACACUCAAUCUGCAUCAUGACCCACCCAAAAGCAAUGAAUGUAUGCGACCUAAGCGGCAGAAGAUCCGGGAUUACUACACCAACCUUGCUCAAUGUGUUAAUCGCAUGCAAGGCAAGAUCAAAUCCCACCACUACCAACCCAAAACAAGAACUCCAUACAAAGAUGUGUGCAACGAGAAUGGAGAACCUGAACAGGCACAAGCUCCUAAAGAACAGUCCUUUUCAACUACCCCAGAUACAGACCCUCCUGCCUGGUUCAGUGACUACAUGGCAAGGUUCAGACAAGAUAUUACAACUGAAAUGUCAGCAUUGAUUGCUAAGAAAACAGUGCGUCAAGUUAUAGGGGCUCUGGAAGGUGCAGUGCUUACAUCUGUCACAGGAACCAGUGGUGAUCCAGUGUUGCCUGGUAACCAAUCCACACAUCAAGCACCAAUACAAACCCCUGGGACAUCCAGACUACCCCCUACCUCCACUACUGAUAUGGCACCCCCUACAUCAAGGGCUACACCUGUGUAUUGUCAUAUGGGGAUCAUAUGUGAUAACUGUGAUCAGACUAUAGUUGGUGCCAGAUACAAGUGUGGGAACUGUGAAGACUAUGAUCUGUGUGAACAAUGUGAAGCCAAGGAUGUCCUACAUGACCCAGAUCACGUGUUUCUGAAGAUCAGACGUCCAGUGCUGAGUGCAGGCCGUAACAAGAAGGGCAAACUGGCCCCCUUGUUGAAGCGUAAACUCUAUCCCACUGAGUCCCUUGACACUGUAGUAGAGAACGAGAUGUUGAAAAAGGAUGCUGUUGAACCUCCUUGUAAACUUGGGUGGGAGGAAAAACUAGAAAGACUCCAGAAUAAGGCACAGAGGAAGAUGGAAAAGCGUAAACGACGAGCAGAGAAGAUGGAAAUGAAGUUACGUAAGCUGGAAGAGAGGAGCAUGUUCAGAGAUAUGGUGGAAGGAUCAGAGAGCAAAAAGGAGAAGCUGGAUCUACCACAAUUCACAGUUGGCAAUCUGGAGGCACAGUUUGUGCGAGAUGAGACAAUUCCUGAUGGCACUCAUCUCCAACCAGGUACAAAGUUUGUCAAGAGAUGGUUGAUGAAAAACUCUGGAAGUGGCACUUGGAACUGCCAGACAAAAUUGAAGCUGAUGUGGGGCAAUAUCACAAGCACUGAUACAGAAGUCUGUGUCCCUCCCCUGCAGCCUGGAAACCAGGGGGUAGUGUCCACAGAAUUCAUAGCCCCAGAUCAACCAGGUGUUUACCAGAGCCACUGGCGCUUACACCACAGUGGCAUGAGGUUUGGGCAUCGUGUCUGGUGUAGCAUCAUCGUUGAUGAGAAACAACUACUAGAGCCAUCUACUGUCAGUCCAAAUGUACUAAAGAUGCCCGAUGUGUCUAAAUCCUCAACAGGAAAAAAAGAGGAUGAAUCAAAUGUCACACCUGAUAUUCUUAAACAGAAACCUGUAGAUAAUGCAACUGUGCUUGCUGCAGCUAAUGCAGUCGCCCAGUUAAAACUGAACUCUGAAUCUGGUGCACUCGGUCCAAGGGUUGAUGGGAAUGUGGUGCCUGCAUCUGCUGGUUUGACCACACAAGACAUACAGUCAUUUGAGAUGCUUGACAUACAUGGAAGUGAUGCAGACAUAUCCCAGACUGCAACACCAAAUAACACACCCAUGGGUACUAGUCCUCCUAAGACUCCUACACAUGAAGACAACCGUCUAGUACAUGUGUUGUCACGUAGUAGCAGUGUUGAGGUUGUCUCAGAUGUUGCAGAAUGCGAAGAAAACACCCCUGACAUCACUGAGAUUGUCCAGGAACGACUCUCAUCAUUAGAUGUUAGACCAGACCCAGAAGAUAUCAAAGCAGACUUGAACAUAGAGAGCAUCAGCUCUACCUUCAGUGAUGAAUCAUCUAGUGUGGCCUCUGAUGAUGACUUCUUCAUUGUUCCUCUACCAGACUGCUUUGACACACGUCGUCCAAUGUCAAGAUCUAUGAGCCAGUCAAGCAUGAGCGCGAGUGAACACCAUAAAGCAGAAAAAGAUUUAACCACAAAGUUUGUAGAUCUCACUGCAUCUACUUCUACAGAGAAUACACCUCUUCUCUCAACAACCCUUCCCAUGGCAACAAAGCCCACAUGUGGAGCAACAGAGGUGCCAAAAGGUGAUAGUGUGAGAUGCAAAGAGGAUGUUCCAGAGAAGGCUGUCAAUGAAGAAGAGGAAGAUGUGGAAUACUUAGAAUGUGUCCAGGUGCAAGAAGAACUGGUAGACAAAAUUUCCCAAUCUCCCAACAUUCAAGAAACAACCAACAAAGACAGAAAAGAUGAAAGAGAAGUUGAGGAAAUUGGUGCAGCAAGUCCAGAUGUUGUUGAAAUUGCUAGAGUUGAACCUGAAGUAGAGGAAAUUGCAAGAAAGGAAACAGAGGUAGUUGAAGUGAAGGCUAGCACAAACCAAGAUGCUACGCCACCCAUUGACAUUCCACAAGGUGGAGCUACUGGUGGCAUGGAGAGAGAAGCAAGAGGAAGGUCCCCGGGGGAACAGGUGUACAAUGUAGCAACAGCCAUAGUGAAGACUGCCAAGGAUGUCUUCCAUACUUUACAAGCCAAGAACCAGUAUCAACCCCCUGCAUCUACAUGGACUCCUCCCUCUAACAAUUUCACCCCUCCAGCCUCCAAUUGGACUCCACCAGAAGACACCUUUGUACCCCCAAAAUCAGAGUGGACUGGUCUAAGAGAUGAAUGGACCCCUUCUACACAGAAUCAACACUCUGACGAAAUGCAAAAACUUGUGGACAUGGGAUUCGGUGAUGUAGAACUGAAUCGUAAAUUAUUGGCGCAACAUUCUAAUAAUGUAGAGAAAGUCAUUCAGGACUUGCUCCAAACUCCAAGCAGUGACUGGAAUAACUGGGCAGAGAACAGGCACUAA
This is a messenger RNA of Owenia fusiformis, 3937 nucleotides long. Lineage: Eukaryota; Metazoa; Annelida; Polychaeta; Sabellida; Oweniidae. The record is from the annotation of a GenBank genome assembly.